Molecule: messenger RNA, 1726 nt
Organism: Sander lucioperca (pikeperch)
Lineage: Eukaryota; Metazoa; Chordata; Actinopteri; Perciformes; Percidae
Product: sialoadhesin-like
Exons: 8
Coding region: 177-1349 (390 amino acids)
Source: RefSeq, a predicted model, not a curated record
UAAAUACUGCAAUUCUUUCAAGGAAAGUCCUCUUUCUUUCAUGCUACAGUGGCUAGGUGGUUUGUUGCAGCUCUGCUAAAAAUAACUAAUUUCCUCAUUUCACUCUGAAAUCACAAAUUCAUUUUUUCAUAUUUUUUAGCUGUGGGCUCACUUGGAGCCAGUUUGUGUCUGUGAAUAUGCUGACUGACAACAUGUUACUGACCGUCUUCUUUGUUUCAGGUGCUCUGGCUGCUUGUCCUAAAGAGCCAUCCCUAUUCAUUACUGCACCAAAGAACAUGGAAGCACUGAGUGGAUCUUGUCUGGUAAUCCCAUGUAACUUUAGUGCUAAAUCAGAUCAGGAAUUCAACAGCACAAGAACAACCUUCGGAGUGUGGAUUAAAACUGACUCCAGAGUUAGCAUCAAUAAAAAUAUUAUAUUCAACAGUAGUGGGACAGUUACCUACUAUCCAAUGAGUAUUACUGGAGACCUGAGACAGAAAAAAUGCACCACCUUGUUUUCCAGUUUAAUAACAAGUUACACAGACACAUACUUCUUCAGAAUUGAGAACGGGCCAUUCACGGCAACAGCUGAUUGUAAUCCUCUUCAAAUAACAGUUCAAGAUUCCCCCCCGAGGCCCAGAAUUGAGAUCUCAGGUGAUCUGAAGGAGAAGGAGUCUGUCACUAUAAGCUGCUCAGCUUCCACUCCCUGUCCACACUCCCCUCCUAAACUCACCUGGAAUCUCCAACAAGACCCUCACAACAACAUAGAGGAGAACACAGAUCACACCUUCACAACUAAAAUCCAGAAGACCAUCACUCUGUCAGACACACAUGAUGGAUUCACCAUCAGCUGUUCUGCCACAUAUCCUGUGAAUGAAGGAAGAGAAGUCAAGACAGCAGAGGAGAGAAAGACUCUCAGUGUUUCAUACCCUCCCAAAGAUGUUAUGGUGGUCAUCAGUCCCACUGAUCCAGUGUCAGUCGGCAGCGUGGUGAACCUGACUUGCUCCUGCAGAGGAAACCCUCCUGUUGUCAACUUUGUCUGGUUCAUGAUCAGUGAUGGCAGACUGGAACUGAUCAAAGCUGAUACACAGGUUUAUGACUUUAAAGUGACCAACGGUGAUCGAGGCAGAUUGUAUUUUUGUGGAUGCAGAAAUGAUCUGGACAUUCAACUAUCAACAGGAUGUCAGUUGAUAUUUGAAGGUGAACAGGUUGGUGUUGAAGUUAUAUUGAAGAUCCUGGGAGUCAUAAUGCUUGUCAGCACAUUGGUCAUCUUUGAGUGCUGGUUUAGAUCAAGACGCUCCACAGAACCAGUGAAGGACAGAGGAGAAGCAGUUUAUGUCAACAGAGCAGUUGAGUUACAUCCAUCAUGAGCUAGAAGGAGAUGAAGAAGAUGUUAUGUUCAACAUGCUGUAUUGUCGAUGCUGCAUUUAUUAGUCUUAGUGUGCCACUUGAUAUAAAGUGUAGAUUUUCACUAAAUACUCAAUGGUAUUAAUUCUUAAAGGCUUGAAUAAUAUUUUUGUAUUUUUUUCUGCUCUCUCUUUGUUAAAAUCAACAUAAAAAGUAAAAGCAUCUUCUUUAAUCAUUUAUCUCAGGUUGAACUGAGUCACAGCACCGGCUUUUUUCUUUUGUUAUUAAGAUACCAAAAAGAUGCUUAGACCAUGUGUCAUUUUCAUCACUUAAUUGGUGUUUCCAUUGGAUGCAUGUAAAGUGUGUUAAAUGAAAUAAAAAUGGUUUGAAAAAGACAGAA